AUUUAAGUUGCAUUUAGAGCUCAUUUGGGGUGGUCUAUGUGUUAGAUUCGAAAAAAGCCUCGAAUCCCGAAACUCAGAGGCGUAGCGAGCGAGCGCGAGCCAUAGCCUGAAAAACCCAAACCCCUUUUCGUUCUUUUGUUCAUAUUCUCAAGUAUCUUUGUAUCCACUGUGCGACUCAUUGAGCUGAGACUGGGAGCUAUAGAGAAGGAGACGAAGCUGCUGCUUUGCCCUGUGAGUAGAAAUUACGGAUAAUAAUGGCGGAUAAGCUGGAAGAACAGCUCAAGGAGCUGGGAUCCAAGCUGGACCCUCCUCCAACCACCAAGGACGCUCUUCUUAAGCUCUUAGAGCAAGCUGCUACAUGUCUUUCUGAGCUUGAUCAGUCUCCAACAUCAUCAAUAAUGGAAUCAAUGCAGCCUCUGCUUAAUGCAAUUGUCAAGCCUGAACUGCUGAAGCAUCAAGAUAAGGAUGCAAAACUUCUAGUUGCAACCUGUAUUUGUGAGAUAACUCGGAUAACUGCGCCUGAAGCGCCUUACAGUGAUGAUGUUCUAAAGGAUAUUUUUAACUUGAUUGUUGGCACUUUCAAUGGUUUGAGCGAUACCGAUGGUCCAUCAUUUAGAAGGAUAGUUGUAAUUUUGGAGACUCUUGCGAAAUAUAGAUCGUGUGUUGUGAUGUUGGAUCUUGAAUGUGAUGAUUUGGUUAAUGAAAUGUUCAGUACAUUUUUUUCUGUCGUAAGGGAUGAUCAUCCAGAAAGUGUUUUAUCAUCCAUGCAAACAAUCAUCAUUGUGGUGUUAGAAGAGAGUGAAGAUGUUCGAGAUGAUCUUUUACUUGUUAUAUUGUCUGCAUUAGGUCGUAAUAAAAGUGGUGUUACUCAAGCUGCCAGGAGACUUGCUAUGAAUGUCAUAGAGCAGUGUUCAGAAAAACUUGAAGCUGGCAUAAAACAGAUUCUUAUUUCAGUGAUGUCUGGAGAUAAUCAAUUAAUAAAAAGUGAAAUUGACUAUCAUGAAGUUAUCUAUGGCAUUUAUCAUUGUGCUCCUCAGAUACUGUCAGGAGUUGUCCCAUACCUCACAGGAGAGCUGUUGGCUGAUCAAUUAGACACUCGUUUGAGAGCUGUGAGAUUGGUUGGGUCCCUUUUUGCUCUGCCUGGUGCUAACAUAUGUGAAGCAUUUCAGCCAAUAUUUUCAGAAUUUUUGAAGAGGUUGACUGAUAGAGUUGUCGAUGUUAGAAUGUCUAUCCUCGAACAUGUUAAGAUCUGUCUGUUGUCAGAUCCCUCUAGACCUGAGGUUCAUCAAAUAAUCUCUGCCCUAUGUGAUCGGCUUUUAGACUAUGAUGAAAAUGUUCGAAAGCAAGUUGUGGAUGUAAUUUGUGAUGUUGCUUGUCAUUCUCUUGUUUCCAUUCCUGUUCGGGCUGUAAAACUAGUUGCAGAGCGUAUUCGGGACAAAUCUCUGCUUGUUAAAAAAUAUACCAUGGAAAGAGUGGCUGAGAUAUUCAGAGUUUAUUGUGCUGGCUGCUCUGAUGGCUCGAUCAAUCAGAAUGAAUUUGAUUGGAUACCUGGGAAGAUUUUUAGAUGUUUUUAUGACAAAGAUUUUAGGUCAGAUACGAUUGAAUCUAUUUUAUGUGAAUCCCUCUUUCCUACUGAAUUCUCAAUCAGAGAUAAAGUUAAAUGUUGGAUAAGAGUCUUCUCUGGGUUUGACAAAAUUGAGGUCAAGGCACUUGAGCGGAUGCUGGAGCAGAAGCAGAGGUUACAGCUAGAGAUGCAGAGGUAUCUCUCUCUAAGGCAGAUGCAUCAGGAUAGUGAUGCUCCUGAAAUACAAAAGAAAGUUUUAUAUAGCUUCCAAAACAUGUCUCGCACUUUUUCUGAUCCUGUGAAGGCAGAAGAGAGUUUUCAGAUUCUUGAUCAGUUGAAAGAUGCUAAUAUUUGGAAGAUUUUAUCGAAUCUACUGGAUCCCAAUACCAGCUUCCAUCAAGCUUCUAGUGGUCGGGAUGAAUUACUUAAAAUGCUUGCUGAGGGGCACGAACUCUAUGAUUUUCUGAGUACACUCUCACUGAAGUGUUCUUAUCUACUUUUUAACAAGGAGCAUGUGAAAGAAAUCCUUCUGGAGGUUACCGUACAGAAGUCUGCUGGAAACACAUUAUACAUCCAAUCUUGCAUGAAUAUACUCGUGAUUCUUGCGCGAUUUAGUCCAUCGCUUCUGGGUGGAGCUGAAGAAGAACUGAUUACUUUUCUGGAAGAUGACAAUGAAAUUAUAAAAGAAGGCAUUUUGCAUGUUUUGGCUAAGGCUGGUAGUACCAUACGGGAACAACUUGCAGUGUCAUCAAGUUCAGUCGAUCUUAUACUGGAGAGGCUUUGUUUAGAAGGCAGCCGGAGACAAGCCAAGUAUGCAGUGCAUGCACUGGCAGCGAUAACAAAGGAUGAUGGGCUCAAGUCUCUCUCUGUUUUAUAUAAGAGCCUUGUGGACAUGCUAGAAGAAAAGACGCAUCUACCAGCGGUGCUCCAGUCUUUGGGGUGUAUAGCUCAGACUGCAAUGCCUGUUUUUGAAACUAGAGAGGGUGAAAUAGAAGAAUUUAUUAAAACUAAAAUUUUGAGAUGCAAUAAUGAUGCAGAUGGCAGUGCAAAUGGAUGUUGGGAUGACAAAAGCGAACUUUGCAUGUUGAAGGUAUUUGGGAUAAAGACAUUGGUCAAAAGCUAUUUGCCUGUCAAAGAUGCUCAUCUUCGGCCUGCUAUUGAUGACCUUCUAGGACUCCUUAGAAACAUACUUUCUUUUGGUGAAAUAUCUGAAGAUAUAAAAUCAAGCUUAGUUGAUAAGGCUCAUUUAAGGCUUGCUGCAGCCAAGGCAGUUGUUCGUCUGUCCCGUUACUGGGAUCAUAAGGUUCCUGUUGAUGUCUUCUAUUUAACCUUGAGGACUGCUGAGAUCUCUUUCCCUCAGGCUAGGAAACAAUUCCUCAACAAAGUUCAUCAAUAUAUAAAGGACCGGCUCUUGGAUGCCAAAUAUGCUUGUGCUUUCUUAUUUAAUAUACCUGGAUCCAAACCACUUCAGUUUGAGGAGCAGGAUAAACAGAAUUUAGCCGACAUCUUCCAAAUGUAUCAGCAGGCAAAAGUUCGGCAGGUUGCUAUACAAUCUGAUACAAAUUCUUCAACAUCAUAUCCUGAAUACAUCCUGGCCUAUUUGGUUCAUGCUCUUGCUCAUCAUUCAUGUCCCAACACAGAUGAAUGCAAAGAUGUCAAAGCAUUUGAAUUAAUAUUCCGGCAAUUGUACUUGACUAUUUCUAUGUUGGUGAAUAAAGAUGAAGAUGCCAAGUCAGAAGCUGAUGCCAACAAGGAGAAGGAGAAUAUUUCUAUGAUAUUCUCUAUCUUUAAGAGUAUCAAGCACUCUGAAGACAUUGUUGAUGCAACAAAAUCAAAGAAUUCGCAUGCUAUCUGUGACCUUGGACUUUCCAUCAUGAAGCUCUUAGGUUAUAAGGAGGAUGCAGGUCUUAUACAGUCAGUCUCUCUGCCUCCAAUCUUAUACAAACCAUAUGAAAGAAAAGAAGGUGAAGAUUCCCAGGCUGGAGGAAGGCAAACAUGGUUAGCUGAUGAGAGUAUCUUGUCCCACUUCGAAUCCGUAAAGUUGGAAUGUGAUAGAAUGGUUCAUGCAGAGAUUGUCAAGGAGGCUUUUAAAGACAGUGAAACUGAUAGAAAUGAAGUGCCUCUCAGAAAAAUGAUUAAGCAGUUAAAAUCUAAAGAACCCAAGGGUGGGAAGGCUAAAAAGAACAAGUCUCUCCCUGUAGAAGCAAAAGAUGCUGAAAAUGAUGUUGAUAUUUUGAAAAUGGUGAGGGAAAUAAAUUUGGACAGUCUAGAGAGGUCCAGUAAGUUUGAGUCAACCAAUGGUCAUAAACAUUUCCCUACCAAGAAAGAAAAAGUGGAGCAGGAGCAUCAGAAAGGUAAUAAGAGAAAAUUAAGUGUUGCAGCUUCUGUCCCAGUGCCAAAACGCAAGAGGUCGUUACCUGCACAUAGUGCUUUCAAGCUUUCACGAAGUGUUUCUAAGGUCCCUUCAGGACAUGACUGGCAUGAAGUUAAAGAUUCCUCAUUUCUACCUAUGAAAAUGGACAUUGAUAAAUUCUAUGAUUCUAAAGACAAAAAGCCCACAAAUCGAAAACGGAAUGAGAAUAAUGAGUUGGACCACUUGGUGUCAUGCAGUCGGAAGAGAAGAAGCGUCCCAUUGAAAGCUAAAGGCAAAGGCUCUGAUAGUGAUGAGGCAGAUGAAGAUGAAGCUGAUGAUGAAAAUCUUGAGAAGUUAGACACCCCCAAGUCUGCAGCUGGAUCUAGCAAAAAGCAGAAGAGGAGCAUUGCAGGAUUAGCGAAGAGCUCAACCAAGGAAGAUAAAAUUGAUGUUGCAGAUUUGAUUGGUUACAGAAUAAAAGUGUGGUGGCCCUUGGAUAAGCAGUUUUAUGAAGGUACAAUCAAGUCUUAUGACGCCAUAAAGAAGAAGCAUGUGGUAUUAUAUGACGAUGGAGAUGUGGAAGUGCUUCGUCUGGAUAGAGAGCGUUGGGAGCUCAUUGGCACAGGCCGCAAGUCUGGAAAGAAGUCAAAUUCAUCGAAAGUCAGCAACAGCCCUCUGAAGGAAGUGUCUCCUGGGCAGAAAAGUAAGAGCUCUGGUGCUUCACGUCAGAAUAUCAGUUCAGUAAAGACACUUAAGGGGAAAAGAACUCCAAAGAAAAACUUGAAGCAUGCUCAAAGGAGCAUGUUGAAAGAUGAUGAAGAGAAUGCUGGUGUGUCAGAAUCCAAGUCCACUGCCGCAAAAAAAAUUCCUAAAAUGAACUCAGAUGAAUCUGAAGGAUCAGACACCGAAAUGGUAGACGAGAACCUAACAGAUAGGGAAGAAUCUGGGAAGAAAACGGCUUCAGUUUCCCAAGGAAGAUGUUCAGAAGAUACAAAGGGAAGCCCAAAUAAUGCUGAGGAGUCGGAUGAAGUUAAAUCUGAUGCUGACGGGAAUCUUUCCGGGCAUAUAGAUAGCACUUCAGAAAAUGCUCGAAAGGUGGACGAGGAAGAGAAAGCAGCUGAUGAAUUAAGUGAAGAAUCUAGAGAACCUGCUAGUAAAGCAACUGCAUCAGAACCUGAAGAGGCUGAAGAAAGUGAUCAUGUUGAGAGUAAAACUCCAAUCUCGAAAAAAACAUCGAAAGGGUCUUCCUCAACUUCGGAUGUUGCAGAUUCCGGGAUUUCUGAUGAUGAGCCCCUUAGCAAGUGGAAGCAUAAGGUCGGAAAAUCCGGUUCCAAGAAACUGCAGUAAGGGGUUGAAGAUGAACUUGAGCGGGAAGCAAGUGGUGCUGUGUCUGUUGAAGUGGUACGAAAGAACCUAACAAGACGAUGGUCAUCUGACUUUUAUGUAAACACAGUAAUAAAUGUCCGAGUAAUUGUCCUUGCCCUAGCCGUAGCUAUAACGGUAGACUAGAACCUUGUAGAGAAUGUACUGUAAAAUAACUGUAGGGGGGGGGGGAACUGUAGUGCAUGGAUGGUGUAGGGUGGUAGAUGAUUAGAGAUAGUUUGCAUGAAAUUGAUAGGGUACAUUUGUAUAGUUUAAUUGUAUUUUGGGGGAUUGUUUUACAACUUUAUUUGACUUUAAAACAUCCAUAUCAAAUUGAUCAUUGUUUCACCAUCGUCGUCUGCACACUGCUCAGCCUACCAUUGGCUGCGGUGGGAACACAAGCUGUUCGAAUUAUUGUGUGAAUCAAAUAUUCUGCAAAUGGAAGUAUUUGUGUGAAUGCUCGGUCAUAAA
This is a messenger RNA of Gossypium raimondii (Peruvian cotton), 5750 nucleotides long. RefSeq names its product sister chromatid cohesion protein PDS5 homolog A. NCBI's taxonomy places the organism in Eukaryota, Viridiplantae, Streptophyta, Magnoliopsida, Malvales, Malvaceae. The record is from RefSeq and is a predicted model, not a curated record. Gene Ontology annotation, cellular component: chromatin; nucleus. The transcript has 33 exons. The coding region runs from base 255 to 5264 and encodes 1669 amino acids. Gene Ontology annotation, biological process: mitotic sister chromatid cohesion; DNA repair.